Scheffersomyces amazonensis is the source of this 3708-nucleotide messenger RNA. RefSeq names its product histone methyltransferase (gene DOT1). Gene Ontology annotation, biological process: DNA repair; DNA damage checkpoint signaling; regulation of transcription regulatory region DNA binding. Gene Ontology annotation, cellular component: nucleus. Gene Ontology annotation, molecular function: histone H3K79 methyltransferase activity. The transcript has a single exon. Bases 91 to 3708 code for a protein of 1205 amino acids. The record is from RefSeq and is a predicted model, not a curated record. Lineage: Eukaryota; Fungi; Ascomycota; Pichiomycetes; Serinales; Debaryomycetaceae.
AUCUCACUACUAAAACUACAGCUACAGUAGUAUACAGUAGUUAGAACUCAGUACCUUGUAGAAGAAGUCUGUUCUGUUACCGUGUAGAGUAUGGCGAAAUCAUCUCCCAUGUUUUCUCCUCCACACGAGGCACAGACCCCGGACACUUCUGAUCAUGAUCAUGAUCAUGAUCAUUCGUCGGAUGAUAAGGAUCAACUGACGAAUAGUGAAGUGUUCGAUAAUCAAAUAACAUUUAGUCAAUUGCUAAAGAUUCAUAGGCCUAUAACUGAAGCAGUUAAAUUUAUCAAACAAAAGCAACAAAAGGAAAUGGGUACUUGGAAGUAUAAAUGUCUUCUAUAUGCUUAUCUUUAUCGGAAAGAUUUAACUAAUAAAGAAAUUGGUUUAUUACUGAAAUUCCCAAGUAUUAAUGAUUAUGUAUGUGAUAAUUUUACUCAAGGAUUAAAACUUCUGUAUAGUAAAAAGUUUACUAAAGUGGAAAUUCAAACAUUAUUCUUAAUAAUACUUCAUGAUUCUACUAAAAUUGGUAUGGAGAAAUAUUUACCUACAAAAUCACUACAAGAUAUUGAAGAAUUAGUUUAUACAUUCUUCCCUAAAUUUUUUUGUAAUGAAUCAGAAUUAAAAGCUUAUAAUUUAGCUUUACAAGGAGAAUAUACUUUAGAGCAAUUAUUUGAUUUAUUACCCCUUCGUGAUAAAAAUUUUAUAAAGGGUAAAUUAACAUCAAUUGAUGGUGAUUGGAAAUCAAAAGUUCAUCGAGAACUGACAUCUGAUUUACAACAAGUAAAAUCUAAACCAAUAAAGAAAGAAAUUAAAAGAAUUAAGAAAGAACCAAUGGAAUUAAAGAGAAUUAAAUCAAUUGAUAAAGAACAAUUACAAAGAGAAAAGGAUAUUCAAGUAUUAUUAUUAAAUGAUUUAACUUUAGAAGCUAUACGUUCACAAUUUCCUGAAUUAAAUAUAAAUGAAAUAAUAAAUGAAAUAAAAUCUAGAAAUGAUAUGGAAAUUCAUCCAUUUACAGCCGGAGAAAAAUCCCAAUUAAAGGAAUUACUUGAUAAAAAAAUUAAUAAUGAACAAGAUAUAAUUAAUAAAUUUCCUUGUAGAUCAUUAGAAUAUAUUCAAAAUCAAAUUAAAAAGACUACAUUUGUUAGUUCAAGACAAACUAAAUUUAAAACAUCAAGUGAAAGAUUAUUAUAUGAAGCCAAAUGGGUUAGUUAUUCUCAAGGUGAAAGUAAUUCAAAUUCAUUAAGUGCUAGAAGUAAAAGACGAGAAAAAAGAAAUAUUGAACAAUCAUUAGAACAACUUGAGAAGGAUGUAUUAUCAAUAAUUCCAUCCCAGAAAAAAACUAAAAUAUCUCUUAGUCCUGAAGAAAUAUUAAGACGAGAAAAACUUAAAGAAGCUAAACGAUUAGCUAAUGAGAAAAGAUUAUUGGAGAAGGAAAAAUUAAGAGAAGAACUUCGUAAAAAGAAGGAAGAAUAUGAUCAAAAAGUAGCACAAGGUUUAAUAGUUCCUCGUAUUAAACGAGAAUUUACUACUGAACUUCAACAAUUAAUGGCCGGUUCUGAACAUUUCCAAUCAGUUAUUGGUGAUAAAAGAAAAAUUGAAUAUGGACAAAAGAGAAAUAGAAUUGCCGCUGUAAGAUUUACAAAUUCUCGUGAACCAGAAAAAUCUUUACGAAGAGGAGUAUCAAGACAGAUCCAAAAGAAGUUAAUUAAGAAAGAAUUGCGAACAAAGAAUAACAACACAAAAAAACAAACUCAACCUCAAAUUCAAAUAAAAAUUGAAUCAAAGUCACGAGACAAAUCUAAGAAGAGAAGAUCAACAACAACGGCUAAUGCAAAAUCUCAGAGAAAAAGGAGAACCAUUAAGAUGGAAAUUAUUGAGGGAGAACCUGAAGAUGAAGUAGAUGAAAUAUUUGAAGAACCUGAACCUGAAGAAGAUGAAGAAGUUGAAAUUAGUCCUUAUGAUCCAAUUGAUAUAAAUUCUGAUUCAAUGAUUCCAUUAAAUAAUCGAUAUUUAUUUGUUUCUUCACUUUAUCAAGAUAUACCUUCAUUACCAAAAAUUAAUUUUGUUGAAGUUGGUAAUGAACAAAGUGAAAUGUCACCAGUUAAACAAUGUAUGACAACAGUUGAUGAUAAAAUUUUAUUUGAUGAUAGUUUAGCAGCUGAAUUAAUUAAAGAUCAUAGAAGAAGUUAUAAAGAUCUACCAAUCUCAUUUCCUUCAUUACUUGAUCCUUCAGGUGGAGGUUUACAAGUUAAUCAAUCUAAUAAAGUUAGAAUAAGAUUUUUACUUUAUCCUCAACAUACUGAACAAUUUUUAUUGGCUACUCCAAAGAGUAAUGAAUUAGAUCCUGUCUAUGAAAUUUUAAAAUUAUUUAUGAUUCAUUAUGCAUUAUACUUUUCUCAUUCUUCUCAACUUAAAAAAAUUAUUACUGAAGAUUAUUGUCAUGGAUUAGAAGAAUCUAUUGAAAAUAAUGAUUUUUCUGAAUUUAUGUUUAUUAUUGAUAAAUGGAAUGAAUUAAUGUUAAGAUUAUCUCCUAAUAUUAUGGCAGUUGAAAAUGUAAAGGAUAAAGAUAUAAAUUGGGAAAUUCGUCAAUAUCUUUCAACAGAAGAAGUUAAACAAGUAACUUGUGAAAAUCUUAAAUUAUCAAUUUUUUAUUCAGAAUUUAUUCUGGAACCAGUUAGUCCUUCUUAUCAAUUAAUUAAAGAAGAAGAACAAGAAGAAGAAGAAAAUAGUAAACCAGAAAAGAAAAAAUUUAUUCCAACUCGAGCUGAUGAAGUAGAAAUUCCUACUAAUGUUUUAGAUAUUAAAUCUGAAUUAAAACCUUGUAAUUAUAAUGAAUCAUUUUAUAAACGAUUACAAGAAAUGUCAGAAAUUUCAAGGUAUGCUGUACAACAAAUUCUUUUAAGAGUUUAUUCAAGAAUAGUAUCAACAGAUUCAAGAAAACUUCGAAGUUAUAAAGCUUUUACAGCCGAAGUUUAUGGAGAAUUAUUACCAUCAUUUACUAGUGAAGUAUUAGAAAAAGUUAAUUUACGUCCUGAACAAAAAUUUUAUGAUUUAGGAUCAGGAGUUGGGAAUACAACUUUUCAAGCAGCUUUAGAAUAUGGUGUAUGUGUAAGUGGAGGAUGUGAAUUAAUGCAACAUGCUUCUAAAUUAACACUCCUUCAGGAAGGACUUAUUCAAAAGCAUCUUGCAGUAUUUGGACUUCAACCUUUAAAUUUAGAUUUUGCUUUACUGCAAAGUUUUGUUGAUAAUGAAAAAGUUAGACAAAGUGUUUUAGAUUGUGAUGUAUUAAUUAUUAAUAAUUAUUUAUUCGAUGGUCAAUUAAAUUCUGAUGUUGGUAAAUUAUUAUUAGGUAUAAGACCUGGUACAAAAAUUAUAAGUCUUCGAAAUUUUAUUAGUCCAAGAUAUAGAGCAACAGGAGAUACAGUAUUUGAUUAUUUUAAAGUUGAAAAACAUGAAAUGAGUGAUUUCUUAUCCGUUAGUUGGACAGCUAAUAAAGUUCCAUAUUAUAUUUCAACUGUUCAAGAUAGAAUUUUACCAGAAUAUUUAGGUAAAGAUGAAACUCCUGAAGAUAGUGAACCAUCAACUCCAUUUUCUCGAGCAGUUAGUGAAGAAAGUACUGCUUCAAGUGAUUUAACUCCUGUUAUGACUAGUCCUGAUAUUAAUUUAUUAAAGAAUUUUGAUAUUGAAACUUCUCAACUUGUAUUAUUAUAG